Molecule: messenger RNA, 2424 nt
Organism: Closterium sp. Naga37s-1
Lineage: Eukaryota; Viridiplantae; Streptophyta; Zygnematophyceae; Desmidiales; Closteriaceae
Source: the annotation of a GenBank genome assembly
CCAACGAGCUGCCCGCCCUAUGCAACACCCCUCGCAGUGGCAGUGCAAAGCCGCCAGCAGCAGCAGCACUCCAUCACAUCAGGCAGCCACGGAGGGCAGUUUGACGCCCAUGAGCCAACGAGCUGCCCGCCCCACACAACACCCCUCGCAGUGGCAGUGCAAAGCCGCCAGCAGGAGCAGCACUCCAUCACAUCAGGCAGCCACGGAGGGCAGUUUGACGCCCAUGAGCCAACGAGCUGCCCGCCCCACGCAACACCCCUCGCAGUGGCAGUGCAAAGACGCCAGCAGCAGCAGCACUCCAUCACAUCAGGCAGCCACGGAGGGCAGUUUGACGCCCAUGAGCCAACGAGCUGCCCACCCCACGCAACACCCCUCGCAGUGGCAGUGCAAAGCCGCCAGCAGCAGCAGCACUUCAUCACAUCAGGCAGCCACGGAGGGCAGUUUGACGCCCAUGAGCCAACGAGCUGCCCGCCCCACGCAACACCCCUCGCAGUGGCAGUGCAAAGCCGCCAGCAGGAGCAGCACUCCAUCACAUCAGGCAGCCACGGAGGGCAGUUUGACACCCAUGAGCCAACGAGCUGCCCGCCCCACGCAACACCCCUCGCAGUGGCAGUGCAAAGCCGCCAGCAGCAGCAGCACUCCAUCACAUCAGGCAGCCACGGAGGGCAGUUUGACGCCCAUGAGCCAACGAGCUGCCCGCCCCACGCAACACCCCUCGCAGUGGAAGUGCAAAGCCUCCAGCAGCAGCAGCACUCCAUCACAUCAGGCAGCCACGGAGGGCAGUUUCGCGCCCAUGGGCCAACGAGCUGCCCGCCCCACGCAACACCCCUCGCAGUGGCAGUGCAAAACCGCCAGCAGCAGCAGCACUCCAUCGCAUCAGGCAGCCACGGAGGGCAGUUUGACGCCCAUGAGCCAACGAGCUGCCCGCCCUAUGCAACACCCCUCGCAGUGGCAGUGCAAAGCCGCCAGCAGGAGCAGCACUCCAUCACAUCAGGCAGCCACGGAGGGCAGUUUGACGCCCAUGAGCCAACGAGCUGCCCGCCCCACACAACACCCCUCGCAGUGGCAGUGCAAAGCCGCCAGCAGCAGCAGCAGCACUCCAUCACAUCAGGCAGCCACGGAGGGCAGUUUGACGCCCAUGAGCCAACGAGCUGCCCGCCCCACGCAACACCCCUCGCAGUGGCAGUGCAAAGCCGCCAGCAGCAGCAGCACUCCAUCACAUCAGGCAGCCACGGAGGGCAGUUUCGCGCCCAUGAGCCAACGAGCUGCCCGCCCCACGCAACACCCCUCGCAGUGGCAGUGCAAAGCCGCCAGCAGCAGCAGCACUCCAUCACAUCAGGCAGCCACGGAGGGCAGUUUGACACCCAUGACCCAACGAGCUGCCCGCCCCACGCAACACCCCUCGCAGUGGCAGUGCAAAGUCGCCAGCAGCAGCAGCACUCCAUCACAUCAGGCAGCCACGGAGGGCAGUUUGACGCCCAUGAGCCAACGAGCUGCCCGCCCCACGCAACACCCCUCGCAGUGGCAGUGCAAAGCCGCCAGCAGGAGCAGCACUCCAUCACAUCAGGCAGCCACGGAGGGCAGUUUGACGCCCAUGAGCCAACGAGCUGCCCGCCCCACGCAACACCCCUCGCAGUGGCAGUGCAAAGCCGCCAGCAGCAGCAGCACUCCAUAACAUCAGGCAGCCACGGAGGGCAGUUUGACGCCCAUGAGCCAACGAGCUGCCCGCCCCACACAACACCCCUCGCAGUGGCAGUGCAAAGCCGCCAGCAGCAGCAGCACUCCAUCACAUCAGGCAGCCACGGAGGGCAGUUUCGCGCCCAUGAGCCAACGAGCUGCCCGCCCCACGCAACACCCCUCGCAGUGGCAGUGCAAAGCCGCCAGCAGGAGCAGCACUCCAUCACAUCAGGCAGCCACGGAGGGCAGUUUGACACCCAUGAGCCAACGAGCUGCCUGCCCCACGCAACACCCCUCGCAGUGGCAGUGCAAAGUCGCCAGCAGCAGCAGCACUCCAUCACAUCAGGCAGCCACGGAGGGCAGUUUGACGCCCAUGAGCCAACGAUCUGCUCGCCCCAUGCAACACCCCUCGCAGUGGCAGUGCAAAGCCGCCAGCAGGAGCAGCACUCCAUCACAUCAGGCAGCCACGGAGGGCAGUUUGACGCCCAUGAGCCAACGAGCUGCCCGCCCCACGCAACACCCCUCACAGUGGUAGUGCAAAGCCGCCAGCAGCAGCAGCACUCCAUCACAUCAGGCAGCCACGGAGGGCAGUUUGACGCCCAUGAGCCAACGAGCUGCCCGCCCCACGCAACACCCCUCGCAGUGGCAGUGCAAAGCCGCCAGCAGCAGCAGCACUCCAUCACAUCAGGCAGCCACGGAGGGCAGUUUGACGCCCAUGAGCCAAAAAUAAGGCAAUUCGUUGGAUAG